CCCACUCUUUCACUACUCGACGCUUCAAACUACACCGCCACCAACAAAUGGAACAAGACCUCCUCCCCCAAACCGUCUCCGGCCACCAAAACGACGCCGUCGACGAUGACGACGCACCCACUCUAAGCCUUCAAGCCUUACAAGCUCUCAAGGAGUUCCUCACCGAGCAAAGCCACUCCCUAAACGACACCGCCGCCGAAACACCUCCGGCGUCGGCGCCGGCUCUCAUUUCGGAAGACUGGCGGAUGAGUCAGUUCUGGUACGACCACCACACGGCCCAAACCCUAGCCCAAGAGGUCCUCACUCUCUGCAAAUCGGACUCCACUCGUGUCGCCUGCGUCGCCUGUCCUUCUCUCUACGCCUAUCUCAAGAAUAUUGAUUCAAAUGUGUCUGUACAAUUGCUGGAGUAUGAUACAAGGUUUGAGCAAUACGGCAGUGAUUUCACGUUUUAUGAUUAUAAUCAACCGGAAGAUUUACCUUUAGAGCUAAAGAAUGGCUUUGAUAUUGUAGUUGCUGAUCCUCCUUAUCUGAGUCAGGAGUGCUUGGAGAAAGUCGCUAAAACUGUUUCGUUUCUUGCACGAUCGGAAAAACCAUACUUGCUCCUCCUCACAGGGGAGGUGCAGAAAGAGAGAGCAGCUGAGCUCAUGGGAUUGCAUCCAUGUGGUUUCAGGCCUUGCCACUCCAGCAAAUUAGGAAAUGAGUUUCGGCUUUUCACAAGUUACGAUCCUGAGGCUAGAAUAGGAGGGUGGGACAAUUAGCAACUCCCUUCUCAUGUGACAUGACACUGAUUCAACAACUAUGCAGUUGAAAUUUGUUGCCUGCCAAGUGCAUUUUAGGUGCUAGGAAGAUUCUGAAUUUUGUGGUGAAAGCAGUGCAGUAUGGAUUGCCCUUUUAGUCUGUGUUAUUAUUCCUUGUAGUACUUCCAAUUCCUCAAAGCCCCAACCGUCUUUUUGAGGCCAGAGUUUAAUGUGCCAUGUUGACUUGCAUCAUGUGUAUGGAUGUGCUUUUGUUUAUUGAAUACAAAAUCCAGUUCCUC
Messenger RNA from Argentina anserina (silverweed cinquefoil), 1036 nucleotides. RefSeq lists its product as uncharacterized. Bases 48 to 758 code for a protein of 236 amino acids. Gene Ontology annotation, molecular function: protein-lysine N-methyltransferase activity; nucleic acid binding. Lineage: Eukaryota; Viridiplantae; Streptophyta; Magnoliopsida; Rosales; Rosaceae. The transcript has 5 exons. Gene Ontology annotation, biological process: methylation. The record is from RefSeq and is a predicted model, not a curated record.